Messenger RNA from Drosophila busckii, 4612 nucleotides. Its product is annotated as dynactin subunit 1. The record is from RefSeq and is a predicted model, not a curated record. Lineage: Eukaryota; Metazoa; Arthropoda; Insecta; Diptera; Drosophilidae.
UUUUGGGGGUAACGAUGACGAACGCAGCAGUUUUUGCAUUGCAAUCGGCAAAGGCGUUGUUAACUCGCUGGGAUUAGGUUUUGGCACGCCAUUGCUGGACAAGAUGACGUAAGUCGUUAGCCCUUAACUUAAUAUGUCCAAAACACAACCCCAGCUAGGACAGCGUGUACAAAUAACGGGCAAGCCAGAGCUCUGCGGCGUUGUCGCCUACGUGGGACGCACCAGCUUUGCAGCUGGCCAGUGGUUUGGCAUCGCGCUCGAUACGCCGCGUGGCAAGCACAAUGGCACCUUGCAGGGCAGCACCUACUUCAAAUGCGCCACCAACUGCGGCCUCUUCGUGCGUGCCCAGCAGCUGCAGCUGCUGCUGCUAGAGAAAGUUGCGGAAGCAAGAAAAUCAAACUCAAACAAUCGAUACGACGACAACAUGCAACGUGAGGCGGCAAGCAAGGCAAAGCCAUUGAGUCGAGGGCGAAGUAAGCAGAGUACAGAGGAGCAGGACACUUCAGCGGGCAAAGCUACAAAUAAGUCACAAGAGAGCGGCAGCAAGUCAUGGGUGAUUUCGUCGCCAGUCAAGCGUCAGUCACCAGCAAGAGAGCCUCCAGCAGCGCAGUCGGAGCAAGUGCAGCAGCGGGAGGAAUCUCCGGGCAAAGCUUCAAAAAAGUCACAGGAGAGUGCGGUUAAGACUUGGGUAAGCUCCACUCCGUCUCCAAUUAAACAUCAGUCGCCAAAAAAGGAACUUCCAUUGGUUGCUGCCCAGUCGGAGCAAGUGCAGCAGCGGGAGGCGUCUCCGGGAAAAGCUAGCAAGACACGGAUAAACUCAACCUCGUCGCCAGUCAAGGGUCAGUCUCCCGCAAAACAACUUCCAGUGUCGGAGCAGGAUGGCUCCCCAGGCAGGUCUACAAAAAAGUCACAAGAGAGUGCAGGCAAGACAUGGGUUAACUCCUCCCCAAAAAGAGAGCUUCCAUUGGCUGUUGCCCAGUCGGAGCAAGUGCAGCCGCCGCAAGACGCUUCAGCGGUCAAGGCUACAAAGACAUGGAUUAACUCCACUCCAACACCAGUAAAAGAACUUCCAUUUGCUGCUGCCCAGUCGGAGCAAGUGCAGGCUGCGGUAUUGGCACCACCCGCUAUGACCUGCAAUCAGCGUCGCUCCACUUCGUACACGCAGCUGCGUCCCACACGCAUCAGUCAACCCAAGCCGACAACAGCUCAGGCCCAGAGCUCCACAGCGCAGCUGACGCUGGCCAUGCCUGUGCCGCUGGCGCUGGCACCGAAACGCAGCAAGACCAGCAUGAGUCCCACGAGCAGUUGCAAGCGCUUGUCUGCGGCGCCGCCUGCCUUUGUGGAGGCGGGCUUCCUGGAGAUACUGCGACCGCAGUUUACGCCGGGCCCAGCGCUGAGAACUCCCAGCGCAACGGCGCCGCAGCAGACGGCGCCAAUGGAAAGCGCUGAACUGCGUCAGCUGCGGGAGGAGCUGCAAUUGUUGCGUGUGCAGAAGAGCGAGGAUAAACUGAAGCUGCUGGAGCUGGAGCGCAUGCGUAUACACAAUGAGCAGCUGCUGGAGUUCAAGUCACAGAUUAUGACGCAGCAGGUGCUGCUGCAGCGGGAACUGCAGCGCUGUCGCUAUGAGCAGCGCGAGGCGCAGGAGACGAUGAUGAAAUAUAAGCGAGAGCUGGACGAUGUGGGCGAGAGCAUAGAGCUGCUGACGCUGGACAAGGAGAUGGCUGAGGAGCGCAUGGAGACGCUGCAAUUGGAGCUGGAAUUGGCGCAGGAGCGAAAUGAUGAGCUCAGUCUGGAUUUGGAAAUUAUGCGGGCCGAGCAGGAGCGUGAGCCUGAGCAUUUGGAAAAGUUGGGCAAGCAAGCAGUGCCGCAGGCUACGGCGCCCACGGGUGAGCUGCUGCGUCUGGAGCAGUACAAUCAACGCAUGCGGGAGACAGUAGUGCGCCUGCGUGAUGCACUAGCUCAUGAAAAGCAGCUGAGCGCGCGCACUCAUAAAGAGUUGGAAACGAAGCACUCGGAAAUAAAUGAGCUCAAGAGCACGAAGGAGCUGCAAAGUAAACGCGUGGAUCAGCUGGAGGUGCAGCUUAUGGAUCUCAAGGAACAGGUGGAUGCUUCGCUGGGUGCAGAGUCCAUGGUCACGCAGUUGGCCUCGCUCAAGCUGGAGCUGGAGGAACGCGUCAAGCUGUUGGAAGAUGAGGUGAACGAACUGGAAGCCUUAGAGCAAAUACAGGAGCAGUUGAUAGAAAGCAACCAGGAAUUGGAGUCGGAUUUGCGCGAUGAAAUUGACAAACUGAGCGCGCAGCUCAAGUCGCUGGAGCAGCAGAAGAACGCCGCUCUGGAGAGUCUCUACGAUCGUGAUGUAACCAUAGUCAAGUUUCGAGAUUUGGUGCGUCAGCUACAGGAGCAACUGCAGCUGAAAACAGACGGCGGCACCUUGUCCAUUGAGGACUUUAGCAGUGCCAACGAGUCGCAGCAGGAAGAGGGCUCCCAGCAGAGCCAGGCGGACUAUCAGCACAUCUUCAGCGUGAGCAAAGCCUAUGGACGUGCGCUGGAGCAACAACUCAAGUCCGUGGAGUUACGUUUGUUGCGUCAACACCUGGAGCACGUGCUCAGCUUUGUGCCCGAACAGUUUAUGCUGCGAGGUGGCGAACACGAUGUGGUGUUGGUCAUGCUGCUCCUGGAACGCAUGCAGCAAAAGCUUCAGAUUGUUUGCCAGGCCAUCAACGAAAAGUUCCCCAAUGCCUGCGAAUUCGGUCGCGAUGCCAUCUUCGAGGGCUACUCCGUGCAGCGUUAUAUCUUCCGAGCGCAGUGCAUCUAUUUGCUGAAGAGUCUGCAGUUGGUGCUGCAGCAGUUCCACCACGGCCUCAACCACUGCGACUACGAGCUGUGCACACACGUGGCCAUUUAUCGGAGUGACCUGGAGACGCAGGAGCAGCAGCUGGAUGAAUUUGUGCAUCUGCUCAAGACGGGUCAGCUGGAUGAGCACACCAACUGCGAAGCCAUACGGCGGGUCCUGCACUAUGUGAAUGCGCUGCAUCAGAACCUGAUGCCGCCACAGACGCUGGUGGAGCUGCUGGACGAACAACAACUCUAUGGUGCACUAAUUGAAGUCUACGAGGGCGGUCUGGAUGCGGUGAAUGCCAAUGCGGGACUGUUGCAUACGAUUAUACAGCUGGGGGAUGAGCAGACGGCGUCGUUUCAGUGCAUGCAGCUGCUCAUGGAGCAGAGCUGUGCGCUCAAGCAGCAGCUGAAGAAACUGCAGCGCAAGCUGCUGGGCAACAAGAGCACCACGGCCGCCUGGACGGGCAUGCCCUGUGCGCGCUAUCAACGCAUACUAGAGGCGAAUGAGCUGCUGGGCGCGCUUAUCAAUAUGCUGGGCGUGUCGGCGCGUGAGGCCAGCAAGGACAACAAUGGCGGCAUUGCGCAUGAAAAGCUCUGGCGUGUGCUCAGCCUGAACUACAGCAAGUAUGCGCCCAGUCAGGAGGCUGAGGAUGCGGACUUGAUGUCUUAUGGGCAGCGCUGCAUGCAGCUGCUGGAGGAGCAAUUGCUGGAGCUGUGCACGCUGCUGGAACCACGCGAUGUCAAUACGGAGUAUGUGCGUCAUGCCGCCAGCAACACAUUGCAGCAGCGAGCGGCUCAAGUGCGGCGUCACUAUGAGGACAUCAAAAGCCUGGAGCUGGCUGUGGGCGAACGCGAGGAGAAGGAAAUCAAAUCAAUGAAGCUGGCAGCCAAGCAGAAGCAGCAGGACUACUCGGAGCUGCAGGUGCGCAAGGAAAUGGCCGAGAAGCAGCUGCAACGCUUCAGCAGGGAUCAUUGCCAGCUAUUGACGCACAUGGCCGACGCUGUCGAGCGACUCGAGCAGUGUCUGCUGGCCAAGGAGGCGUCGCUGCAGCAGGCGCUAAACACACUCGGCGAUAAGUUGCUGCAACUGGAGCAGGCUCAGCAGCUGUGGCAGCAGCAACAGCAGGUGGACAGUGCCUGUGUCAGCAGCUCAACGCGUCACUCCCAUAUGGAGUUGCAUCUGCUGCAUCAGGCUUUGCGCCAGGAGCGCCAACAACGAGUGCAGCUGCAGUCGAGCGAGCUGUGCCGCAGCUUUGCUGCCUUGGAGCCGCUGCAUGUGCCAGAGCCGCGGGCAAGCGCUGAGCUUAGCUCACUGGAGUCACAGCUGCGUCAGCUGAAGAACCAAUGGCUGCUGGCGCACUUGGAUCUGACGCCCAGCGGCCAUCAGCGUCGUUCGCACAUCGAAUUGCAGGGCAGUCGGCUAUUGCGACAUAUCUUCCAGGCCUAUUGCGCACAGCAUCCGCAUCGGGCGGCGCCCACAGACUUUGGACUAUUCAUUAGCGAGGAUCUGCGACGCGCGUUCUAGAACAAUUCUACUGUACUAUAGUUAGAAAUAAUAGACUCAUCUAACCAUAUAUACAGUUAUAUACAUAUAUACAUAUAUACCGCAAGUAUUUCGGCUAGUUAGAAGGGGGUAAAUGUGAUUUGCUGUUUAUUACCAACAUACUUAUGUACUUAUUACCUAUUGCCUAGCGUUCAGAUUGCAUGUUAACCAACAAAUUAAUUAUUUAAAUAAAUUUGCAGUAUAUACGCGCAUAAAUAUUAUAAGUAGUUU